AUGAAGAUCUGCGUGUCCGUCCUCUUGGCUCUGGCCGCGGUCGCCAUCGCCUUGCCCGUUGAAACUCUAUUUAACUGUUCGUUUGCAGAUGACAACACGCAAGACUUGUCUAAGUUACUAUUCGAAAACUACGUUCAUCUUUGUGCACGUAGGACCACUUCCGAUCUUCUUAGUGCUUUUAAGGUGAACGACUUCGCUUGCGCCGCGCACUGCAUGUUACGUGGAAAGUCCGGAGGCAGCUGCAACAGUCGACGUGUCUGUGUGUGUCGCAAAUCAGUCGCCGUACAAAGACACGACAGAGAACGCGCGGAGAACGAGAAGGGAAACACCGAAAUAACCGUAGACCUCCAGUAUAAAUAUACCGGUCGAUUUUUCCUGCAAACGCGCUCGAGGAAAUUCACCGAUGCAGUCUCUUUCGUCGACAUUUCGUCCCAUAUCGAUCCGCUGGAAGCAAAAAUUGCAUUAUCAAGACGCGCAAUCUGGACUGAUAUGAUAAGCUAAACGCGGACAAGAUCGUUUCUUAUCGCUUACCUGUCGCACACGCAAACACCGAUACGAUUCGAACCGGUGCAAUGACCGCCGGUAUGCAACGCGACUUGCCGCGAGUAUGCAACGUGACUUGCACGCGGCGUUACUGAACUUGCAAGUGACCCUGCGAUAUCUUCCGGCAUGUCCUUCCGACGGCCUCGGCGAGAACUCGAAGGGUUCGUAUCCGUCUUCUAAAAUGACUUGUUUAUCACUCGUAAACUAAUAUUAAGAUCAGGGACGGUGAGAAACGUUCGUAUCGCGUAUAUGCAGGUGAAUGCAAUAGGUAAUUUAUCGUUCACCGUUAUAUGCUGUUUUACUGUAUUGUUACUAUGCAUGUACAAACCUCCGGCUGGCGCUGCGGUCAAACGACGUGCGAAAAGCGGCGAAAACGCAAAGCGAUCAUGCUUCACGAUCGCUAGACGCUCCGGGACUCGCGCAACCGAUUAUUUUUCCGUCGCCUGUUCGAUCUCUUACAUAGCGAGCGCGAAUAAGUCCUACGAUCGAGAUUCGUCUUUCAACUUGAUUAUCUAAAAGCGAUUCGUGAGACAAUGAAAUUACCGACGCCCGAUCGCUGACACGCAGCGAAUUCGCGCUGUAAUCGUGGAAAUCGAUACUCGACUUCGUGCGGAGAAACGCGACGGUUUAUACGCGUUGACUGGCGUACUACAGCGUCAAAGUGAAUUUAAUCGACCGAGAUCUACCGUGCUACUCAAUCUGAUCGAAAUUACAUAUGCAGUUACACGAGAAGACAUGAAUUGAUCGUCACGUAAUUCAGCCCUCCGAAAAAGAGGACAGUUAAAGCCGCAGUCGAUGUUUAAAAGUACCGCACGUGAUGCGAUUCAUCGCGAUACGAAAACUGGCGCUUUGUUUUGCGAGGAUAUGGGAAUAUAUCUGUUUCACUAUUCCCUUCUCGCCAUAACAACGGUUGCAGCAAUGCCAGCGUUCGCCGGUGGUUUGUAUUUGUUUUAAUAGCUCACAAAUAUUUUCCUUAUCUGCUCACCACUCGAUUUAUAGCUCACGGCAUUUACGCAUUCAAAAUGUGCUCGCGGGUGAC
Messenger RNA from Dinoponera quadriceps, 1582 nucleotides. Its product is annotated as defensin-like. The record is from RefSeq and is a predicted model, not a curated record. Lineage: Eukaryota; Metazoa; Arthropoda; Insecta; Hymenoptera; Formicidae. The transcript is spliced from 3 exons. Gene Ontology annotation, biological process: humoral immune response; defense response to bacterium. Bases 1 to 501 code for a protein of 166 amino acids.